Messenger RNA from Polyodon spathula (Mississippi paddlefish), 3187 nucleotides. Its product is annotated as stanniocalcin-1-like. Lineage: Eukaryota; Metazoa; Chordata; Actinopteri; Acipenseriformes; Polyodontidae. The transcript has 4 exons. Gene Ontology annotation, molecular function: hormone activity. Bases 124 to 861 code for a protein of 245 amino acids. The record is from RefSeq and is a predicted model, not a curated record. Gene Ontology annotation, cellular component: extracellular region. Gene Ontology annotation, biological process: intracellular calcium ion homeostasis.
UGCAAUUGGGACGAAUAAAAGCGUUGAAGUCUAUCAAAGAAAAAUAAAUCAAUAAAAGCAAAAGAAAAUUACAUCAACCUUUGUCAGAAAAAAGGGAAAAAUCUUGAACGUGCUUCACAAACAAUGCUGCACAAGACGGGCAUCCUCCUCCUCCUGGUAUUUUUUACCUCUGCAUAUGAAAUAGACCAGAACGAGUCUUUAAUGCCACGGAGGACACGGGACUCUAUUCACAGCUCAACUGAAGUGGUCCGAUGCUUGAACAGUGCCCUCCAAGUGGGCUGUGGUGCUUUCGCCUGCCUGGAGAACUCUACCUGCGACACAGACGGCAUGCAUGACAUCUGCAAGUCCUUCCUCUACAACGCUGCUAAAUUCAACACUCAGGGCAAGGUCUUUGUGAAGGAGAGCUUAAAGUGCAUUGCUCACGGCAUCACGUCCAAGGUGUUCCUUACUAUCCGGAGGUGCUCCACCUUCCAGAGGAUGAUCUCAGAGGUGCAGGAGGAGUGCUACAGCAAACUGGACAUCUGCAGCGUCGCCAAGCUCAACACCGAGGCCAUCACUGAGGUCAUUCAGCUGCCCAACCACUUCACCAACAGAUACUACAGCAAGCUGCUUCGCAGCCUCAUGGAGUGUGAUGACGACACUGUGAGCAUCAUCAGGAACGCUCUGAUGUCCAAGAUGGGGCCGGACAUGGCCAGCCUCUUCCAGCUGCUGCAGAGUGACCGCUGCUCCACCCCCCAGACGAGGGCGGAGUUCAACAGGAGACGUCCCUCCGAGUCCCAGAGACUCAAAAUCUACUUCAAGAACCUGCGUGAUGAGCGGCCCUCCGCAGUCAUGAGACGCACCUCUGGAGAAAGCGCUUAAGACCUUAAACCUUUUACCAAAGCAGAUCCGUGACCAAAUACAGCUAGUCAAAAAAAAAAAAAAAAAGUUAUAUAUAGUUUAUAGUCAACUUAAUAAGACUGCAUAUUCCCUCAAUUAUGAUAGCUAAUUAAAAUACAAUUUUUUUCAUUAAAAAAAAAACAACCCAUCAGCUUAUAUACUUACUCAUUGUUCAGAUCACUUUGCUGUCAAUUUAUAUAUAUAUUAGCUGAAGAUGCCAUUUUAUUAUGUUGGUAUUCAUUCUGUUUAUCAAAUAGAUUUUUUUUCUUGCUUGCACUUGACCAAUUCAGAAAUACCGGCACCAAUCUCAGACUAACAUUUUGAAAAGUCUAGAUCGAGGUCUUUACUCUUAAUUGCAUGUCUGAGAUUUUAAAUCUAAGUUCUUACGCAGCCUCUACAGAAACUGACAAUAUUUUUUUUGACUAGCUGUAUAACAAGGACAAUAGGCCCUUGACUACACUAUUUAAACAUUUCCAUUAAUAAAUUAAUUUGGCAACAACUAAGCAGCUUUAAUUACACUGUAAUUACAUGAAACUAUUUAUGCAGUAACCACGUCAUAUUUCAAAAGAUGUUAGCCACUUGUAAAACCUCUCAUCUUGGAAUUACACAUUUGGAUAACGCAUGUUCAAUUACAGUGUAAUUAAUGUACAGAAUCAUCAUUAUCAGAAUAUUUAACACUAUUCAAAAUGUAGACAUUUCCCUAUGCAGCAAAAGUUGGAAAAAAAGUUACUCAACACUUAUUUCUUGAAACAUAUAACUAUUUAAAACCAUUAUUUGUGAUAAUUUAUUUUCCUACUUACUAAUUCUAUUUUAUUUAAUAUAUUCUGUUAUUUUAUGAAGAUGCAGUGGUUAUAACUUGUGUAUGCUAGAGCUAGACACAUAGGUUUAGUUGUCUAGUUUGGAAAUGGAUGGGUUAGCUGUGGUUUCCAAUGGGAUAUGUAGAUAUUCCCAGCGUCAUCGACUGACGGAACUCAUGUUCUAGGCUCUAUGCUGGCCGUAGAAGAACAUGCAUACCAUGCUAGUGAACCUUGGCUACGCUCAGUUAGCGAUAGGAGGGACCAUAUUUAAACAGACUUAAAAAGUAGGUGGAGGAGGAUCAUGAUUGUAUUACGGAAAUGAGACGAGUCCUGAAAUUCAUGGCGUGGGUGCAUUUUAUUGGGAGCAAGUGAACAUCACAAAAAAACAGUUUCUCAUUCCGAGACCCCCUACUCCAAAAACGACCAGUAUGAUAGAUUAAAAGUUGUGAAAAUAACUUAAAAUGAUUAAUCAUUAUUCUACACUUGUGGGUGAUCCAAAACGUAUAUAAGAAUUAAAAAAAAAGGUUGCCAGUUACAACAACAGAUGAAUAAAGAACUCAUCGCAGCAAAGGCAAAAACAAGACAAUUUAACACUGUUAAAUACGGGUUGGGCAGAAGUCCCAGCUGUUUUUGAUUGCAGGAGUUACCGAUACAAUGGGCUGGUUUGGAACUGGCAGACAGCGGUCCGAUCAUGAUCAUAGAAGGAAGGAAAAUGAGUCCCAAAACAGGUUACUUUUCAUGCACGAGAUUCAGGUACAUUGCAGUGUAUCUUAACACUAACUGCAACACUAUGUACAGUAUUGAAAUGAUACACUGUAAAGACAGGUAUCUAGGGCUGUACCAGUAAGUGCACUGCCGUGCUGCAUCUUCACCAGGCUGCUACUGUUUUAUGAAUCUACCCAAUGCCUGAUCUCCAUGCAGCUGUAUGGGUGUUGGUACAUGGAGAUUGAGAAAAAGUUUGAGAUUUGCCUGUUUCCACGGGCAAACAAAAGUUCAACUUGCUUUGUGCACAGUAAGGCUAUAAAAUUGAUUAAAAAAGAGAAUUCAGAAUAUAGUAAUACACCAUAUUUUCUAAUAAAACUGUGCAUAUUAUACAUACAGUCCGCAUCACAUCUAAACUUUACAAGUACUACUACAUCAUACUAAAAUGACCACCAUAAAAUUAAUUCUAAAUUCUCAAGACUGCUUGAAUUGAUAUAUGCCAACAUACAAGUUAUUUUUGCUGUAAUAAAACUGGAUAUGCAGAAACUGAUUGAAAAUAUAUAUAAGGUUUUAUGCAUUUAUGAAAUGAGUAAAAUCAUACAAAAUGUAUAGAUGCUGCUAAAACUGCUGUCUGAAAUUUAGUAGGUCCCACUGUACACCCCUUUGCAAGGUGGUCUAAGAUUAUUUUUUCUCAGCACAGUUAUUAUAGUCUUAUUUUAUGCAGAUAUUGCAACUUAAAAGCUUAAACCCUUUCAAAAGACUUUGACAAUUGGACAAUCACCCCCAGAUAAUUAUUUUCAGGCUAAUAA